Molecule: messenger RNA, 1702 nt
Organism: Lotus japonicus
Lineage: Eukaryota; Viridiplantae; Streptophyta; Magnoliopsida; Fabales; Fabaceae
Product: cytochrome P450 93A3-like
Exons: 3
Coding region: 21-1550 (509 amino acids)
Cellular component (GO): membrane
Molecular function (GO): heme binding; oxidoreductase activity, acting on paired donors, with incorporation or reduction of molecular oxygen, NAD(P)H as one donor, and incorporation of one atom of oxygen; iron ion binding
Source: RefSeq, a predicted model, not a curated record
UUUCAACAUUUCUUCAACAAAUGGCUGAACUUCAAGAAUACCUCAAACUCCUCAUUGUGUGGAUACUCUCCACAAUCGCAGUACGUGCCAUUCUCACUAGAAAGCAGAACAAGAAUAACCGCCACAAAAAUCCACCAAGCCCUCCAUCUCUUCCCAUCAUUGGACACCUCCACCUUAUCUCCCAAAUCCCUCACCAAAGCUUCCACAAGCUCUCAUCUCACUAUGGACCCAUCAUGCAACUCUUCCUCGGCUCCUUGCCUUGUUUGGUGGUUUCCAGUCCAGACAUGGCCAAGGAGGUUCUCAAAACCAAUGAAUCUUCCUUCUCGAACCGGUUUGUGAGCACCACGGUUCAUCACCUAUCGUACAACUUAAAUGGCUUCUUGUUCGCGCCUUACGGAGAGUACUGGAAGUUCGUGAAGAAGCUCUGCAUGUCGGAGCUUCUCGGCGGUCAGACCCUGAGUAAUCUCCUUCCCGUUAGACAACAAGAGACUCUGCGGUUUCUGAAGGUUCUACAAAGAAAAGGAGAAGCAGGUGAGGCCGUUGAUGUCGGUGGCGAGCUCUUGACUCUAACCAACAGCGUUAUCACGAGGAUGAUCAUGGGGAGAGCGUGUUCUAAAACCGAUGAUGAUGGUGAUGUGGAAGAAAUUAGGAAGAUGGUGAUGGACACUGCGGAGCUGGCAGGGAAGUUCAAUGUGACAGAUUUUAUUUGGUUUUUUAAGUGUUUGGGUUUGCAGGGAGUGAGCAAAAGGGUUAAGGAGAUUCUGGAGAGGUUUGAUAACAUGAUGGAGAGAGUGAUAUUGGAGCAUGAAGAGGAGAGGAGGAGAAGGAAGGAAGGGGCGGAAGGUGGUGAGAUUCGGAAUCUGCUUGAUAUUUUGUUGGAAAUACAUGAGGAUGAGAGCACUAAGACAAAAUUAAGCAGAGAAAAUAUCAAGGCUCUCAUUAUGGACAUAUUCAUGGCAGGAACAGACACAUCUGCUAUAACCAUGGAAUGGGCUCUAUCUGAGUUAAUCAUCAACCCGGAAGUGAUGGAGAAAGCAAGAAAUGAGAUUGAUUCAGUGACAGGAAGUAGUAGCAGGUUAAUAGAAGAAUCAGAUCUUCCUAAUCUUCCUUACUUGCGAGCCAUUGUCAAAGAAACACUAAGGAUUCACCCCACAUCGCCAUUCAUAGGGAGAGAGUCAUCAGAAAAAUCUUACAUUUGUGGUUACGAGAUUCCAGAAAAGACCUUGCUUUUUGUGAAUUUGUGGUCCAUGGGUAGGGACCCCAAACUGUGGGAUAAUCCACUUGAGUUCAGGCCAGAGAGGUUUAUGGGUGAAGAGAACAACCAAGUGGAUUUGAGGGGACAACAUUUCCAACUAAUGCCAUUUGGAACUGGAAGAAGGGCUUGUCCUGGAGCCUCACUUGCACUUCAGGUUGUACCUACUAAUCUUGCUGCUAUGGUUCAGUGUUUUGAAUGGAAAGUUGAUGGGAAAAUUAACAUGGAAGAGAAACCAGCCAUAACACUUCCAAGGGCUUGUCCGUUAAGUUGUGUACCAGUUCCUCGCUUUAGUUGAUUGGGCUGGUAGUGAAAUGAAUGUAUGUGAUUCUUCAUCUUGUCAGCAUCACCGCAAUUAUAUGAAACAGAAUGUUUGUAGUAAUUAAUUAAUUCAUAAACUCUACGAUUUAAUAGAAUGAAAAUAACUAUCAACACACUCUUUAACACUAA